Molecule: messenger RNA, 879 nt
Organism: Branchiostoma belcheri (Belcher's lancelet)
Lineage: Eukaryota; Metazoa; Chordata; Leptocardii; Amphioxiformes; Branchiostomatidae
Exons: 2
Coding region: 1-879 (292 amino acids)
Source: RefSeq, a predicted model, not a curated record
AUGAUGAAAGUUUUCGCCAUCCUGUGUGCAGUUUUUAUCAUCCUCGUGUGUUUGGCUACACCAGCCCGUAGCGAGGCCUUGCCUGAAGACUGCGUCCGCUCAAAAACGCCGAGAACAGGCUCCCUGGGCGUGUAUGGCGUGGCGGUCACCUGUAACUCCCGCGGGCUGACCACCUUCCCUGACCACAUUCCACCCGACACUUUUGAUUUGAAGAUGACCAACAACAGAAUCCGUAACGUCCCGUAUAUCCCACCGCUGAGAUACCUGAACAUAUUGGACCUCAGUAGGAACCGCAUCGAAACAUUGUCGUGGGGGUCUCUCUGUAACUUACCCACCCCUGCAUUUGGCAACACGACAAAAAAUGGAGGCUUGACCGCCGGCACUGCCAUAGUGAAGCGGGAUAAACCAGUGUUCCGUACCGUCCACAUCAUCAUCAUGACAACAGCCGGUCUGCUAGGCUUGGUCUUUGCCGUCUGUCUGACUCUGAAGUUCGUCAGAGAGUGCCGGUUGCAGAACGCCAACAGGGCAGCAAACAACAUUUCUGUGCCGCUGCGGGUCCUUAGCACAGACAACCAAUCUACGUCCCAAACUGGACCUCCAUCCGCCAUAGAACUGUCGCAGCUGAUACCUAACUCCUUGUAUAACCGUAAUAACCCAGCCGCCGUGUCGCACGUCCAAACUACAACCAACACUCAACUAUCGCAGUUGGUCCCGCCGAUAGCAAACUCGCUGUAUCACCGUAAUAGCCCAGCCACCAUGCCAGAACAGCCACGCUUACCAACCCCACUCCCGCCAAUACAAAAUGUGUCCUAUCAUAGCACCAACCCAGCCGCCUUGUCAUCUGAGGAACCUGACCGUACGUACGAAUAUAUCCCAUAA